Messenger RNA from Lolium perenne, 1391 nucleotides. RefSeq lists its product as uncharacterized. Lineage: Eukaryota; Viridiplantae; Streptophyta; Magnoliopsida; Poales; Poaceae. The record is from RefSeq and is a predicted model, not a curated record.
GCCCUCGCUCGCCAACGUAACCACACCAAGCGAUCCGGUCCUCUGUGCAGCCGGGACACGAUGGGGCGCGUCGAUUCUAACUCCGGCGAGCGAGCGUUCUCGAUCCAGAGAUGCGUCGGGAUGCUCCACCAGAACAAGCACGUCGCUCGCGAGGAAGGCCUCAAGGACCUCGUCGCGGCGCUCGAGGGCUUCGUGCCCUCCGACGAGAUCGCCGACCCCCUGUACGAGCAGGCCCUGGACCGCUGCUUCUCCUUCCUCAACAUCGGCGGGUCCGGCAAGGAGCGCAAGGACGCCUACCGCGCCAUCGGCAUCUACGCGCUCACCGUCGUCGGCUCCAAGGCGCAGACCCUCCUCGACAGGCUCUUCGACCUCGACGGAAUCUUCGCCGGGAUGGCCCCCUCGUCGGCCGCCGACGCGGAGCGGGCCGUGGCCGCCAUCAACUGCCUCGUCGCCGUCACGCUGGUCUGCGAGAAGAAGGCGGCGUGCGCGAAGAGGACCCUCAAGGCCAUCUGCGACGUGAUCGACCAAACCGGCCUCCCGCAGGUCCUGGCCGCCGCCUUGUCCGCGUGGACGCUCCUCCUCCCCAGGGCCAGCAACCUGCGUGCCAUGACCCCGUUCAAAGUCAUCGCGAAGCACCUCAAGGCGGACGACCCCGCCGUCCGGAUGGCCGCGGGGGAGGCCCUGGCCGUGUGCUUCGAGCUCAACCACCGGCCUUACCAGCCCGACCCGCCCCCGGCGUAUCGGUACCACUACUACAGACCGCGGGAACCUAAACCCGAGGACAGGCCGUCGCUGGAGAGCAGAGUAGCGGAGCUCGCCGUCGGUGUAGAAGCGCACAAGAAGCAGCACGCCGAGGAGAGGAUCCUGUUCCGGUGGAUCAAAGACCUCCUCGAAGACAAUCCGCCUGGCCCGGACGAUGAUAAUGAUGAGUAUGAUUCUGAUGAUGAGGAAGAGGGGGAAGAGGAGGAGUCGAGUGGGCUCCGUGUAAGGGUCAACAAGACGACGUGGUCGAAGCUGGUCCUGCUCAACUUCCUCAGGCAGUACCUCGGCGAGGAGGGCUUCGCCUCGCACUCCCAGCUCAACCGCCCACUCUUCCGGGACACCCUGGGACUCACCACGGCUGCCGAGCAAAAGAAGAGCCUGCCAGCCCAGGAGAUAAAGCAGGUCAGGAACGGCAGAGAUAAGCAGCGCACCAAGGAAAUAAAGAAGGAUCGACAGAACAAGACCAAACAAUAUUAUUGACUAAAACGCUCAAUUUACUUAUUUUGGAACUCAAUUCUAGUAGCAUUGGUGUACUAGUAGUACUGUAGUAUUUGUUGAGAUGGAUUCGGUUCAUCUUUCUAGCUAAAUGCAUGUUUUCUUUGUUUAAUUCGUUUGAAAAUUCUCAAGGA